AUGGUGAAGGACAAGGAUACCGUGAUCAGCGAGUUCAAUGAGCUUGUCAAUAUGACCCCGAAUGAGCUCCGCGAUUGGCUCAAAGAGGAGCAAUCGCAGUCGUCGGGGUGGAUCGGCGAAUCUGGCGAGACUAUCGGUCACGAGAGUGGUCGCAAGAUAGUGGAGAUUUUGGAACACAAUCCAAGUCGUAAGCCUUCUGGUUAUGAUGAUUCUGAAAUCGAUCAUAUGCGAAAGGUUGUGUCCUACUGCAAGCGACAUCUCGCCCAGGAAGAGAUUGCUAAACGGAACCCGAAUAGCAAGAGCUAUCGCUCUCUCAAGAAUUGGGGACAUGAUGCUCUGAAGCAGUAA
Messenger RNA from Penicillium daleae, 348 nucleotides. Its product is annotated as DUF3140 domain-containing protein. The coding region runs from base 1 to 348 and encodes 115 amino acids. Lineage: Eukaryota; Fungi; Ascomycota; Eurotiomycetes; Eurotiales; Aspergillaceae. The transcript is spliced from 3 exons. The record is from RefSeq and is a predicted model, not a curated record.